UUGACUUUUCUGACAAAAGUAAUUUCUAAGUUAAGACUUGAGAAUAAUAGAGGUGAGAAUAAUGGAUCAACAAUAUUUCCAUAAACAACUCCUAUCAAUUUGUUGACUAUGGGAACACAUUUCUACAAAAUUAUUGUCUCCCCUUCAACUCAAUGUCACACUCUACGGAUACCCGAAAAAUAUGUGCACAAAUACAAAGAGGUGCAAUUAGCAAAAGAUUAUGUGAACCUCAGAGUAGCCGAUGGUAGAGUUUGGAGAGUAGAGCUAUUAAAACAAUGUGACAAAGUAUGGUUUAAGAAAGGUUGGGAAGUGUUUGUGAAGAGCUAUUCUCUUAAAUUUGGUGAUUUCCUCCUAUUUAGGUAUGAUGAAGCCAAUUUUGAGUUUUGUGUCACCAUUUUUAAUAUGUCUGGUUGUGAAAUCGACUAUGACCAAGUGUUCCAAAAUCGUAUUAUUGACCUAGCUCAACAAGUCCAAGAAAUUUCGUCUUGUGAUAAUGAUGAUGACCUUUCACUUGAGGCCAAGGAUAUUCAUAUUAUUGAUGAGACAGAGACAGAGACGACAAGUGUUAUGCAUAACAUUGAAGCCUUCGAACCUCAAAAGCCUCAUUUCAAAGUUGUCAUGCAUCAUAAUAAUGUCUCUAACCAAUAUCGACUGUCAUUUCCAAUCAACCACGUUAGAGAGAAUUUGACGAUUGUGAGCAAGAAGUUGAAGCUAAUCUUGAAGAGAUCAGUAGACGAGAAGUGGUACAAUUUGAGGUUAAAUGUGUAUGCCAAAAAUAACCUCGCACAAGUCGGGUCUGCUGGAUGGGGGAAUUUUGUACGGGACAAUGAGUUGCACAUAGGAGAUGCUUGCGUAUUUGAGCUGGUCGACCCUAGGACCGCUAUGUACAAGGUCACAAUCAUUCGUAGCUCGUAACUGAUGCGUUACAUUUGCAUAGUCUCUGUAUAGAUGUGUAGCAAUUGGAAUUUGGAUCCUUGUAUUAUUUAAUGUCGCUAAGUAUUAUUAUGCGAGUAUUAUGUGUUUUACAUUAAAAGAUAGAGUUAAAAAAAAUUCAAUAAAUAAGCGAAGCAGCUACAUUACUUUUCUGUUGCUUUUAUUUUUACGAUAAACCUUCACAUUGGAUUAAUCUACAUUCCCGCGACGGGUCUAAAAUUCAUCCUCAUUCCCACUUGAUGGGUACAAUUCCCAAACCCUCCCCGCCCCACUCCUCACAUAGAUAUCCACCCCCACCUAAUCCUACCAAAGACUCGCCUAGUCCCACUAAAGACCCACCUAAUCUCCACCUUUUAAAUACACAAU
This is a messenger RNA of Chenopodium quinoa (quinoa), 1299 nucleotides long. Its product is annotated as putative B3 domain-containing protein Os03g0621600. NCBI's taxonomy places the organism in Eukaryota, Viridiplantae, Streptophyta, Magnoliopsida, Caryophyllales, Amaranthaceae. Bases 109 to 915 code for a protein of 268 amino acids. Gene Ontology annotation, molecular function: DNA binding. The transcript is spliced from 4 exons. The record is from RefSeq and is a predicted model, not a curated record.